Molecule: messenger RNA, 1497 nt
Organism: Penicillium brevicompactum
Lineage: Eukaryota; Fungi; Ascomycota; Eurotiomycetes; Eurotiales; Aspergillaceae
Product: mannitol dehydrogenase family protein
Exons: 1
Coding region: 1-1497 (498 amino acids)
Molecular function (GO): mannitol dehydrogenase activity
Source: RefSeq, a predicted model, not a curated record
AUGGCACUGAAGCUGAACAGCACAAACUUGUCCCAAAUCGCGGGCGACCAGGUCAAGGUCCCUACCUACCAGCGCGGUGGCGCUGUCAAGGAGGGCAUUGUCCACAUCGGUGUAGGUGGUUUCCACCGCGCCCACCUGGCUGUCUAUGUCGAUAAGUUGAUGCAAAACCACGGCAUGACCGACUACGCCAUUUGUGGUGUUGGUCUACAGCCAUUCGACGCUACCAUGCGUGACGUUUUGAACUCUCAAGAUCAUCUCUACACUGUUAUCGAGCGUUCCGCCAAGGGAAGCCUCGCCAACGUCGUGGGAAGCAUCAAUUCCUACCUCUUUGCCCCUGAUGACCGGGAGGCUGUCAUUGCCAAGAUGGCUCACCCAGAAACUCACAUUGUGUCCCUCACCAUCACCGAGAGCGGCUACUACUAUAACGAGAACUCCCACGAGCUGCAGAGCGAGCACCCCGACAUUCAGCACGAUAUCGACCCAGCCAACGAGAAGUCCCCCCGUACAACCUUCGGUUUCCUCUACGCUGCCCUUGCCCGCCGUCACCAGCAAGGCCUCAAGCCCUUCACCGUCAUGUCCUGCGACAACAUGCAGAAGAACGGCUCUAUCACACGUCACAUGCUUGAGUCCUUUGCUCGUCUCCGCAACCCGGAGAUUGCUCAGUGGAUUGCUGAGAAGGGCGCCUUCCCCAACGCCAUGGUUGACCGAAUCACUCCUCAAACUUCUGCCAAUGAUAAGACCACACUCGCAAGUGACUUUGCCAUUGAGGAUGCUUGGCCCGUUGUGACCGAGCCCUUCAUGCAGUGGGUCAUUGAGGACAAGUUCUCAGACGGUCGUCCCCAGUUUGAGAAGGUCGGCGUCCAGGUCGUGAACAACGUCCACGAUGUUGAACAGUUCGAGAAGCACAAGCUGCGUCUGCUUAACGGCAGCCACUCGGCCAUUGGAUACCCUGGCCAGCUCGCUGGCUUCCAAUACGUACACGAAGUCAUGGAGCACCCACUGUACAGCAAGUUUGUUUGGCAGAUGAUGCAAGAAGAGGUCAAGCCUCUCCUGCCCGACAUUCCCGGUGUGAACAUCGACGAAUACUGCAAAACCCUUGUUGAGCGAUUCUCCAACCCCACAAUCAUGGAUCAGCUGCCUCGUGUCAGUCUUAAUGCCUCUGGCAAGAUCCCCCAGUUCAUCAUGCCUUCCAUUGCCGAAGCCAUCUGGGUGACCAAGCCUUUCCGUCGCCUGUGCUUUGUCGCUGCCGCUUGGUUCCGAUACAUCCUCGGUGUUGAUGACAAUGGCAACACCUUCAAGGUCGAGGACCCCAUGUUCGAGGAGCUUGAGGCCAAGGCCCGCGCUGGAGGUACCAAGCCCCACGAACUGCUUUCUAUUAAGAACCUGUUCGGUGAUGACUUGCGUAAUGACAAGCGUUUCAUUGACGAGAUUACCAAAGCCAUGGAGGACAUCUCCCGUGAUGGUAUCAUGAAGACCAUGCCCAAGUACGUUGACUAA